Messenger RNA from Beauveria bassiana ARSEF 2860, 2334 nucleotides. RefSeq names its product Dynamin family protein. The transcript has 4 exons. Lineage: Eukaryota; Fungi; Ascomycota; Sordariomycetes; Hypocreales; Cordycipitaceae. Gene Ontology annotation, molecular function: GTP binding; GTPase activity; microtubule binding. The record is from RefSeq and is a predicted model, not a curated record. Gene Ontology annotation, cellular component: membrane; microtubule; cytoplasm. The coding region runs from base 1 to 2334 and encodes 777 amino acids.
AUGGCGACUGCUAAACUCCAAGAACUCUGUCCAGAAGUGCAGAUUUCACUGCUCGACACAGUCGACUCGCUGCGCUCGCAUGGUCUCAGUAGCUUGAUUCCCUUGCCACAGAUUAUUGUUUGUGGCGACCAAUCUUCAGGCAAGAGCUCGGUUCUGGAGAGCAUCUCAGGUGUUCCUUCCCCUGUUCAUGGGAGCCUGUGUACUCGCUUUUCGACCGAGCUCAUUCUCUGGAGAACAAGGUCUGCUUCGAUCGUGAUCUCCAUCGUCCCACACCACGCCCGCAGCGAAAUCAUGAAGGCAGCCUUGCAUGCGUUCCAUGCGGAACUGACAGACUUCAAUGAGCUCCCGAGCCAAAUUGAGCAGGCCAAGAGUGCUAUGGACAUGCAGCACGCUUUCUCCAAGGAUAUUCUACGCAUUGAGAUCCGUGGGCCUGAUCGCCCACACCUUACCAUUGUCGAUCUACCUGGUCUGAUUCAUUCUGAAAACAAGUACCAAUUUGCAUCCGGCAUUAGCCUCAUCCAACGCCUUGUGACCCGCUACAUGAAGCAGAAGAGAAGUAUCAUCCUUGCUGUUGUAUCGGCAAAGAACGUCUACGCCAAUCAGAUCGUCCUGAAACUGGCUCGCACGGCGGACCCCGAUGGCAUGCGGACACUUGGUGUCAUUACGAAGCCAGAUACACUCAAUGUAGGAUCCGAAUCAGAGCGAAGCUUCCUGUCACUGACACGAAACCAAGAGGUCGCAUUCCGCCUUGGCUGGCAUGUGUUGAGAAAUAGGGACACUGAAAGGGAGCUAUGGACCCUUGAUGAGCGCGACGCUGAGGAGUCUAACUUCUUAUCGUCCGGCGCUUGGACAAGCCUUGCACCUGAGUGUCGGGGCAGCACAUCCCUGAGGGUGCGCUUGAGCACAGUACUUGUGCGACAAAUCUCCCGCGAGUUGCCAAAUCUUAUCAGGGAAAUUGAGGACUUGUCCAUUCAAUGCCAGGAGAGCUUGGAAAAGCUUGGCAUGGCGCGAACCACUUCUGGCGAACAAAAGGAGUAUCUUAUAAAGAUCAGCCAAUCGUACCAGGAGUUGAUCCAGAAUGCGACUGCCGGCACCUACACCAACCCACACUUUCGUGAAUCCGUUACCUCUGAUGGCUACGAGAAUCGUCUCCGUGCUGUUAUACAGAAUCGUAACCGUGUAUUUGCGAAGAAUAUGACGGAGCGUGGUCAGCGCUACAAUAUCAUAGCCGACGGAGGUAAUGGUGCCGAGGCGCGCAAUGAUGUAUUGACUCGAGAGCAGUACAUUGAAAAAAUCGUUUCUAUGAUCCGAAAGAAUCGAGGCACGGAGUUGGCCGGUAUGCUCAAUCCUGUGAUUGUGACGGAAUUAUUCCAAGAGCUUUCAUCGCCGUGGGGGGAAAUGGCCGAGCUGCAUGUGCGGAAUGUGUGCAAGGCUACUUACCAGUGUCUGAAGCGUCUGGUUGAUCACAUAGCUGAUUCUGCAGCAGCCGAGACGAUCUUCUCUGGCAUAUUCAAGCCGCAUCUAGACGCCCUGCAGCAGAACUCGCUUGCCAAGCUGUCGGAGCUGUUGAAGCCACAUCAGGAGAGUCACCCUAUUACAUACGACCAGCGUUUCAUCAAAGAUCGCGAGACUGUUCUCAAUCAGCGAGAAGAGGUGCGCGUGACCGCUUUGUUAAAGGAGACGUUUGGGACUAUAUAUAUGGAUGGCGAAACUUCUGUCCGCGCGUCAAUUGACUUCAGCAAAUUGGUACAAAAGCUCGUGAAGCGGCCAGAGUUCGACGUGGAUCACUCUGCCGCUACUGACGCGCUAGACUGCCUGCUAGCGUAUUAUCAGACUGCCUUAAGCCGAUUCAUCGAUGAUGUUACCGUGAAAGUCAUCGAAACUUGCGUGGUGGGCAAGUUAAGAGAAAUAAUGGACCCGAUGUCUAUCUUCAAGCUGGACGACGAUAGUAUCAGCCGCUUCGCUGGCGAGACGGAAAAGUGCCGAACAACUCGAGAGGAGCUGAAGGCCAAGCAGAAGGCCCUGCAGAACGGUAGCAAUGUUUGCAAUAAACUUGCCGCCCCCUUCGUUCAUGCUUUGUAUGCUGAAACGGACAGCGAUGGUGGCGUUGAUCAAGACGACGAAUUUCUCAGCGAUACAGGAAGUGAAGACUUUGUCUCAAAAGGAGAGAUACCACCGUAUAAGAUGAAAAACGGGCACCGUUCUCCCAGCACUGCGCCCGAGGAGCCCACCAAAGAGAAAGUAGACGACGAAUGGGAACGUCUUACUACGUCUAGAAGUAAGAAUGACAAGAAGAAGAUGAAGAAGAAGGCCUUGCUGCUCGGAGGAGUUUAG